Tilletiaria anomala UBC 951 is the source of this 1490-nucleotide messenger RNA. RefSeq lists its product as uncharacterized. Bases 268 to 1089 code for a protein of 273 amino acids. Gene Ontology annotation, molecular function: RNA binding. Gene Ontology annotation, cellular component: nucleus; cytoplasm. The transcript is spliced from 3 exons. The record is from RefSeq and is a predicted model, not a curated record. Lineage: Eukaryota; Fungi; Basidiomycota; Exobasidiomycetes; Georgefischeriales; Tilletiariaceae.
CGCGAGAUCCCAGGUGCCGUGAGGAGGGGAGGCGCUGCACGAGACGGCGCACGUGGAGGUCCCCGCGGCGCCAUUACUGCCGCUGCUGACGGCGAGCAGAGGGAGAACCGCGACUCUCGUUUGUGUGAGUCGCGCAGUCCGUCAGCCAUCGUCGCUGCUUCGCUUCGCCAAUACCAACUUGGUCGGGAUGUGGAUGGGACGGUGCAAGGAAAGCUACCAUUCAGAUAGAAACGGCGUGCUCGCAGGCAUGGCGUGUUCAAACACCAGAUGAAUCACACAGCAACGGCCGCUGACAAGCCUAAUUCUUCCGGGAGCACGGUAUUGAUAAUAUUCUCUUCACUGUUUGCAGCUGAGCGUGGUCGUGCUGGUCGUGGACGUGGCCGUGGUGGCCGCGGUCGCGGCCGUGAGUUUGACAGGCACUCUGCUACCGGCCGGACUGACUCUGGAAAGGCCAUUGCUCAGGGCUGGGGCGGUGACGACCCCAAGCGCGAGCAGGACGCGGAGGAGGGCGCUGUCCUCGACGCCGUCGCCGAGGAGAGCUCUGUCGCUACGCCCGCCAACGGCGAGACCAAGGCCGACGGUGCCGAAGCUGCCGCUGCUGACGCUGGCGCUCCAGCUGCUGUCGAGGAGGUGGACAACACCAAGACUCUCGACGAGUACCUCGCCGAGCAGGCCACCAAGAAGGCUGCUAUCAACGGCACCAAGGCUCCCACUCCGCGCCAGGCUGACGAGUGGAAGGAGUUCGGCACCAAGGUUCAGAAGGCCUCCGAGGAUUCAGAGAGCUACUUUGCCGCUACGGCAUCAAGUAAGGAGUCUGCCCGCGCGCAAAAGGCUCGCAAGGAGAAGCAAGCCGUCGAGAUCGACACGUACUUUGAGGCGCCCGCAAGUGGCGAGCGCGGCGUGCGCGGUGGCCGAGGAGGCAGUAGGGGUGGUGCCGGACGCGGCAGGGGCAGCGACCGUGGCUCUGGCCGUGGCGGUGCCACCCGUGGCAGCCGCGGUGGCCCCGGCGGUGCCAGCGGCCGCAGCGCUCGCGGCCAGGCUAACUUCAGCUUGGAUGACAGCCGUGCGUUCCCCUCGCUUAGCGCGUAAAUGCGCAACCCCGCGACGCCACAGCAGCCACUGUGUUGGGAGCUUCUGUUGCUACAUUGGGAGCAUGACAAGCGUUGCCUCGCCUCCCCGCCUGGCAUUUGAUUGCAGGACCCUCAAGAAGGCAAUAUUCCGAAGAACCACCCCACCACACAACGUAACAUAACACAAAAAGUCCGCAGCCGCACUCCCCUUUCCACGUGAGCGUCGUGAGAGGGGCAGCUUGGGUUGCCGCAGAAAGAAAAUACAGAAGGAGAAAAGGGAAGAUACGGGACACCCCCUUCCAACGAACCAACCACCCAACCACAUACAUACACAAAACCCCCAUGUCUUUUUCUUCGCACGUUUUGUACUUUUUCUUUCUGCAGGGCGAUGAGAUCAGAGCUAUCGAUUGAUGAUUGGCG